Messenger RNA from Adineta ricciae, 870 nucleotides. Lineage: Eukaryota; Metazoa; Rotifera; Eurotatoria; Adinetida; Adinetidae. The record is from the annotation of a GenBank genome assembly.
AUGGCCAGUACCGAUGAUCUCGAAUUAACGUUGACAUGCGCAAUUUGCUUGGAUGUACCCAAUCCAGACGAUGCCAUUGAAACAUCCUGUUGCCAUCAAUUAUUUUGUUUAUCUUGUAUUACAACUGUUGGAACAUGUCCUGUCUGUCGAAAAACUGAUUUUCAAACAGUUCCCGCUCAUUUUGCCCGUCGGAUUAUCGGCGGUAUGAUUAUACAGUGUCCUAAUGAUGGUUGUACCGAAAAGGUUACACGAUCGAACUUAACUGACCACAUCUCGAACCAUUGUGCUUACAGUUUGCUAGGAUGUCCGGAUCCCAAGUGUAAAGACAUGAAAUGUUUUCGGAAAGAAUUUCUGGUACAUUUAAUAAAAGAACAUGAAGACGUUUUAAUGAAAAAUUAUCACAAAUUAUGGGAAAUAGAGAACAUUAUCGCAGAAAAGUCUAAUCAAUCUUCCGACGAUAAAACUAAUAAUCGAUUGUUCGAUGAUCGACUUGACAAAACUCUGAAUAAAUUCGGUCUUCACACACGUUUAGGUAGUACCGGUAAAUUCUAUUGUGGUGGGCAAUUAGACGGUGGUCAAUGCUCGUGCUGCAACAAACGGUGUGGGUUAUCAAAUGGUUGCAAUUGUUCAGGAUGUAUGUUGCUCGAUGUUCAGAAACGACGAUUACCGUAUGGUUGGUUCGUUAACCGUGAUGGAGCAGCAACACGCUGCAGUGAAAUGGAACCAACAAAAUUCUACUGUGGUCGAAUGGUUAUGAAAAACAAUCCAACAACAGAUGGAUACUGCGGACCCGAUAAUGGCGAACAAUGCGAAGCAUGUCGAAUACUAAAUGAACAACGACAUAGUCGAUAUGCGCAAAUUUGGAGUUGA